Messenger RNA from Cryptosporidium ubiquitum, 2274 nucleotides. RefSeq lists its product as uncharacterized. Gene Ontology annotation, biological process: COPII-coated vesicle cargo loading; endoplasmic reticulum to Golgi vesicle-mediated transport; intracellular protein transport. Bases 1 to 2274 code for a protein of 757 amino acids. The record is from RefSeq and is a predicted model, not a curated record. Gene Ontology annotation, molecular function: zinc ion binding; GTPase activator activity. Gene Ontology annotation, cellular component: endoplasmic reticulum exit site; COPII vesicle coat. The transcript has a single exon. Lineage: Eukaryota; Apicomplexa; Conoidasida; Eucoccidiorida; Cryptosporidiidae.
AUGGAUUACCAAGAACAAGAAAACCAGACUGGAGUCCGCUUCAAUUGGAAUAUCUGGCCAUCAACAAAGCUGGAAGCAACAAGAGUGGAAAUUCCUUUGGGAUGUUUGUUUACUCCACUUAAGGAGAGCAGUAAGUUGCAGCUUGUGGAAUAUGAACCAAUUCGUUGUAGAGCAUCGGGUUGUAUUUUGAACCCUUAUUGCCCAGUAGAUUUCAGAUCUAAGGUUUGGACUUGUCCUUUUUCUUUGCAGAGAAACCCUUUUCCUCCUCACUAUGCUGAGCAUAUUAGCGAGACAGUACUACCAGCAGAGCUCAUGUAUCCUUCUGUUGAGUAUAUAUUACCUGGAAUUCCUGCAAAUAAUGUUAGCCCUCCUGUCUUCAUAUUUGUGAUAGACACAUGCUUAAUUGAAGCAGAGCUGACAGAGCUUCGGGAUUCCAUUCAACAGGCAGUAUCUCUUAUGCCUUCCGACGCUUUGGUCGGUUUAAUCACAUAUGGAACAGUGUGUUGCGUGCACGAGCUGGGAUUCACGGAAUGCCCCAAAUCCUAUGUCUUCAGGGGUACUAAAGAUGUAACUUCUCAGCAAUUGCAACUCCAAUUAGGACUAACUUCUCGCGGAGACCCUCGUAACCAGAUGAGUGAGGGGUCUUCCAGAAGGUUCCUCUUGCCCGUUUCAGAGUGUGAAUAUUCUUUAAUGAAUAUAUUAGACGAUCUGCAACCAGACUCAUGGCCAAUUCCUGCAGAUACCAGACCCCAGAGGUGCACUGGAGUGGCUCUUGCAGUAGCAACUGGACUGAUGGAAGCUUGCUGUGUACAACAAAGUGGAAGGAUCAUGCUUUUCGUUGGAGGAGUAUGUACCGUUGGUCCAGGAACCAUUGUAUCUCUUCCAUUAGCUGAAUCAAUUCGUCAUCACUUGGACCUUCAAAAGAACUCAAACUCUGCGAGGCACGUUCAGAAGGCCCUUAAAUUCUACUCUUCCUUGGCUCAGAGAGCUGUUCAAAAUGGCCAUGCAGUUGAUAUACUUGCUUGCUCUCUCGACCAAGUAGGGUUACAUGAAAUGAGAGUUUUAUGCGAUCGCUCUGGAGGACAUAUGGUAAUGAGUGAUUCCUUCAGUAUGAACAUUUUCAGAGACUCUUUCAAAAAAAUGUUCGAACCUGAUGCUUCUGGCUACAUUAAACAAGCUUUCAACGGUAGAGUCGAAAUACUUUGCUCAAAAGAUGUUAAAGUUAGUGGCGCCAUUGGUGCAUGCACCGGAACCGGUAAAAAAGGCACCCAAGUCGGUGACACCAUGAUAGGGGAGAGUAAUACAUGUGAGUGGAGUUUUGGCGCCAUGGAUAAAAACACAACAGUUGCGUUUUAUUUCGAAAUAGUCGCACAGGGAGUUAAUCAGAUUCCACCCGGAAAGCAAUCUUUUAUACAAUUCCAGACUCUUUACAAUCAUCCAUCCGGACGAAAGAGGUUGAGGGUUACCACAGUUUCCUACAGAUAUUCAGAGCCCAACAUUUUAGAUUUGGCUCCAGGAUUUGACCAAGAGUCUGCUGCUGUGCUUAUGGCAAGACUAGCUGUAUCUAAAACAGAGAAUGAGGAUGGAUUAGAUGUACUUCGUUGGCUUGACAGAAAGCUUAUCAGACUUGUUUCGAGGUUCGCGGAUUAUCAAAAGGACGAUCCCAACUCUUUCCAUCUUUCCUCGGAGUUUAGUAUAUACCCACAAUUUAUGUAUCAUCUCCGCAGAAGUCAUUUUCUCCAAACAUUCAAUGCCUCGCCAGAUGAGACGGCAUACUACAGAACUGUCCUUUUAAGAGAAAAUGUUAUGAACUCUUUAGUAAUGAUUCAGCCAGCGUUAUUACAAUACUCCUUUGAAGAGGGUCCUCCACAGCCAGUGCUCCUUGAUGUACAGUCCUUAAAACCUAAUGUUAUCCUUCUUCUUGACUCCUUCUUCCACAUUGUAGUCUGGUAUGGAGAAAUGAUCCACCAGUGGAAAGAGCAAGGUUAUCACGAGAACCCAGAAUAUGAGAACUUUAAGAAUUUAUUACUUGCCCCAGCAGAAGACGCAAAGUCUAUCCUUCAGGAUAGAUUUCCUGUUCCAAAGUUUGUUCUAUGUCAUGCAGGAGGUUCCCAAGCAAGGUUCCUUCUUGCUAAGGUUAAUCCCUCUGCUACUCACAACACGCUUUCAGGAGCUACUUUUGAUUCUGUCUCUGACGGAUCAAUUGUCAUUACUGACGAUGUGUCACUUAAAGUAUUUAUGGAACACCUUAUUAAGCUCGCUGUCCAGUCAUAA